AUGAAGCAGCGUUUCUCCUCCAUCGACGUCAAAGUCAUCGCCCACGAGCUCCAAGAGAGCCUGAACACCUUGCGACUGGCCAACGUCUACGACCUCUCCUCCAAGAUCCUGCUCCUCAAGUUCGCCAAGCCCGACAACAAGAAGCAGCUCAUUAUCGACUCUGGUUUCCGAUGCCACCUUACAGACUUUACGCGCACGACGGCCGCGGCGCCGUCGGCUUUUGUGGCGCGGUUGCGCAAGUUUCUGAAGACGAGGCGGUUGACGUCUGUGAAGCAGGUUGGGACGGAUAGAAUUUUGGAGUUUCAGUUUAGUGAUGGGCAGUACCGUCUUUUCCUUGAGUUCUUUGCUAGCGGAAAUGUCAUCUUGACCGACGCCGACCUCAAGAUCCUUACAAUCCUGCGCAACGUUCCAGAAGGAGAGGGCCAGGAACCUCAGCGAAUCGGGUUGAACUAUUCACUAGACAACCGGCAGAACUUUAAUGGCGUUCCCGAUUUGACGAAGGAGAGAGUACGCGCGGCGCUGGAGUUGUCAGUUAAGAAGAGCGCGACAGCCGUCUCGAAGAAGAUCAAGACGAAGCCUGGUGAUGAGUUGAGGAGGAGUUUGGCGACAACAAUUACCGAGUUACCGCCUAUUCUUGUCGAUCACGCGUUCCAGAUUACCAAGUUUGACGGCACUAAGAAACCCGCCGAGAUCCUCGAGGAUGAGUCGCUACUGGAUGCGCUCUUGAAGGCGUUAACCGAGGCCCGGAGUAUUGUGGAAGUUGCCACUAGCUCUGCUACAGCCAAGGGCUACAUUUUUGCGAAGUACCGAUCGAAGCCGGACGGUGCGCUAGCAGCAGAAGGUGAGGAGGCCAAGAGAUCGGAUCUUCUCUACGAUGACUUCCACCCUUUCUUGCCCAAUAAGUUUGCAAACGACCCUACCGUCAAGGUCAUCGAGUUUUAUGGCUACAAUAAGACAGUGGACGAGUUCUUCUCGUCUCUGGAAGGCCAGAAGCUGGAGUCAAGACUGACCGAACGAGAGGCAGCGGCAAGGAGGAAGCUUGACGCAGCGAGAAACGACCAAGAGAAGCGCAUCGAAGGUCUCCGAGAGGCCAAGUCCCUCAAUGUCCAGAAGGCUACCGCAAUCGAGGCAAACGUCGAGCGCGUGCAAGAGGCGAUGGAUGCGGUCAACGGCCUUCUUCAGCAAGGUAUGGACUGGGUCGACAUCAGCAAGCUCAUUGAGCGCGAACAGAAGCGUCGUAACCCUGUAGCUGAGAUUAUCAAACUACCCAUGAACCUUGCGGAUAAUACAAUUACGUUGUUGCUGGGAGAGGAGGAAGAAAUCGAAGACGACGAGUCCAACUACGAGACCGACUCGGAUGCAUCCGACAGCGACGAGGAGGAGACCAGCAGCAAGCAAAAGACUGCGAAGCAUUUGGCGAUUGACGUUGAUAUCACUCUGUCGCCUUGGGCGAACUCCAGAGGGUAUCAUGAGCAGAAGAGAAGCGCCGCCAAAAAGGAGGAGAAGACGGUUCUGCAGUCUCAAAUUGCGUUGAAGAACGCCGAGCAGAAGAUUCAGGCAGAGCUGAAGAAGGGCCUCAAGACGGAGAAGGCCGUUCUCGCGCCGAUCCGCAAGCAGAUUUGGUUCGAAAAGUUCACCUGGUUCGUCUCGUCUGACGGGUACCUGGUUCUGGGAGGCAAAGAUGCGCAGCAGAACGAGAUGUUGUACAAGCGCUAUCUCCGCAAGGGCGACGUCUACGUUCACGCGGAUAUGCACGGCGCCGCGACCGUCAUCAUCAAGAACAGCCCCAGCGAUCCCGGUGCGCCUAUCCCUCCUUCGACGCUGGCGCAGGCAGGCACCAUGGCCGUGUGCAGCUCCAGUGCGUGGGACUCAAAGGCAGGCAUGGGUGCGUGGUGGGUGAACGCCGACCAGGUUUCCAAGUCUGCUCCUACAGGAGAGUACCUUCCCACAGGAAGCUUUAUGGUCAGAGGCCAGAAGAACUUCCUCCCUCCGGCACAGCUUCUGCUCGGGUUGGGUAUCAUGUUCAAGAUUAGCGAAGAGAGCAAGGCCAGACAUGUGAAGCACAGGCUGUAUGAGAGCUCUGAUGUUCCCGCUUCGGCGGCUGACAGCGCGGCACCUGAGACUGCGACUGAUGCCGCUCAAGCCAAUGAUGAUGUCCCGGAUGAUGCUUCUGAUAUCGGCUCGGAAGACGAUCAGGAGGACGAGAAGCCGCGCGAUAACCCUCUACAGAACCUUGGGCAGGGUGGACAGGAUGACUCGGAGGGACAACUUGCAUCUGAAGAGUCCCCUGCCGAGGAGUUGUCAAACCUCAAGAUUGAAGAGGACAAGCCUGUGGAGGACGAAGCCGAGCCAGCAGAGAAAGAAGACGACGAGGAAGAUGAAGAUGAAGAAGAGGAUGACGACGAGGAAGAGAGCGACAAGGCAGCCACAGGCCAAACAUCAACCCCCGCAGAGCCGUCCGGCGCACCAAGCACCGCCACGACCGAGAAACAGCAACCAGCCAAGCGAGGCCGACGCAACAAAGCCAAGAAAAUCGCAGCCAAAUACAAAGACCAAGACGAAGAGGACAGAGUAGCAGCCGAAGCCCUCUACGGCUCCGCGCGCGGUAAGCAACGAGCCGAAGCUGAGGCGCAGAGCAAGGCGGAGCGAGAAGCCCAGCUGGCGUACCAGAAGGAACGCCGCCGCGCGCAGCACGAGAAGCAGCAGAAGGAGACUGCGGAGCACGAGGAGAUUCGCAGGUUGAUGAACGAGGAGGGCGUCGAGGUCCUGGACUCAGAUGAGUUGAGCAAGAUGACUCUGCUUGAUUCCCUCGUCGGAUGGCCUCUCCCCGGUGACGAGAUUCUGGAGGCGAUACCUGUGUGUGCGCCGUGGAAUGCGAUGGGCAAGUUCAAGUACAAGGCCAAGCUCCAGCCUGGCGCGGUGAAGAAGGGCAAGGCUGUGAAGGAGGUGUUUGAGAGGUGGAAGAGCGAUUCGUCGAAGAAGGGGGCGCUUGAUGAGCGGGCGCAGGAUAAGGAGAAGAUGUGGCCGAGGGAAGUGGAGCUUAUGAAGGCUCUCAAGGCGGAGGAGAGUAUUAAUGUUGUGCCGGUUGGUAAGGUACGGGUUAUGAUGUCUGGUGGGAGCGGGGGGUCGGGGGCCAAGGGGCAGCAGGGGAAGGGGGGGCGUGGUGGGAGGGGGUCGAAGAAGAAGUAG
Colletotrichum phormii is the source of this 3189-nucleotide messenger RNA. RefSeq lists its product as uncharacterized. Gene Ontology annotation, cellular component: RQC complex. The transcript is spliced from 2 exons. The record is from RefSeq and is a predicted model, not a curated record. Gene Ontology annotation, biological process: ribosome-associated ubiquitin-dependent protein catabolic process; rescue of stalled cytosolic ribosome. Gene Ontology annotation, molecular function: tRNA binding; ribosomal large subunit binding. Bases 1 to 3189 code for a protein of 1062 amino acids. NCBI's taxonomy places the organism in Eukaryota, Fungi, Ascomycota, Sordariomycetes, Glomerellales, Glomerellaceae.